CUUCACUUACCUCUGCACUGCGCCCAAGGGAGGCCCGCCCUGCUGCAGUGCUGCCUGUGGCCUUGGACAGGCAUGAUCCGGGGGUCUAGGGCACUUGGCCUGCCACCCCACCACCCUGCAGGCCUCCCUCCCUCCGCUCAGUCCUGCUUAGGUUAAUAAUAACUCUGACCUAAGUGCCCUCUGACGCUACGCCUCGGCCCUACCGGAGACCCGGACACCAGGUCCAUGUCCCAGCGAUGCUCCUGGAGCAUUUGUCCCUGUCCCACCUGGGCCCCUCAGUUCUGCUGCUGCUGCUGCUACUGCUCCCCACAUCUGCAUUCUUUCCCAACAUCUGGAGCCUCUUGGCUGCCCCUGGCUCCAUCACACACCAGGAUCUAACUGAGGAAGCAGCACUCAAUGUCACCCUGCAGCUCUUCCUGGAUCAACCACCUCCAGGGCGGCCACCCCUUCACCUUGAAGACUUCCUGGGCCACACCCUUCUUGCUGAUGACCUCUUUGCCGCCUACUUUGGGCCCGGUUCUCCUUCCCGACGAUUCCGAGCGGCCUUAGGUGAGGUGACUCGUGCCAAUGCUGCCCAAGACUUUCUGCCAACUUUCAAGAAUGACCCUGAUCUGCAUUUUGAUGCUGAGCGGCUGAGUCAGGGGCGCACACGCCUGGUGCAGACCCUGCGGGAGAGUCUGGCUGCAGCCCGUGCCCAGGACUACAAUCUGGCCCGCCAGCGUCUUGGGGCUGCCCUGCAUGCCCUGCAGGAUUUUUACAGUCACAGCAACUGGGUGGAAAUGGGGAAGCAGCAGCCACACCCUCACCUCCUCUGGUCCAGGCAGGAACUCCAGAACCUGGCACAAGUGGGUGAUCCCACCUGCUCCGACUGUGAAGAGUUAAGCUGUCCCAGGAAUUUACUGGACUUCACACUCCUCACCUCUGGCUACUUUGGAACUCACCCUUCCAAACCUCCAGGGAAAUGUAGCCAUGGGGGCCAUUUUGACCAGAGCAGCACUCAGCCACCACGGGGAGGCAUUAAUAAGGACAGCACAGCUCCAGGCUUCUCCCCGCACCAUAUGCUGCACCUCCAGGCUGCAAACUUGGCCCUUCUGGCAUCCAUCCAGGCCUUCAGCUUCCUGCGAAGCCACCUGGGAGACAAGAAUUUCUCUAGGCUGCUGGACAUCACCCCAGCCUCUGGCCUGAGCUUUGUUCUGGACACCACAGGUAGUAUGGGUGAGGAGAUCAAUGCUGCCAAAAUUCAGACUCUCCGCAUUGUGGAACAGCGCCGGGGCAGCCCUAUGGAGCCCAGUCACUAUGUCCUGGUGCCUUUCCAUGACCCAGGGUUUGGUCCUGUCUUUACAACCAGUGACCCUGACAACUUCUGGCAACAACUCAAUGAGAUCCAUGCCUUGGGGGGUGGAGAUGAGCCUGAGAUGUGCCUGUCAGCCCUGGAGCUGGCCCUGCUGCACACACCUCCACUCUCAGACAUCUUUGUCUUCACUGAUGCCUCUCCCAAGGAUGCCUUUCUCACCAACCGAAUAGAAUACCUGACUCGGGAGCGGCGUUGCCGAGUAACAUUCCUUGUGACGGAAGACCCAUCAAGAUCCAUCCAGGGCCGAGCUCGACGUGAGGUCUUGUCCCCUUCCCGUUUUGAGCCUUAUGAAGCAGUGGCCAUGGCCUCAGGAGGAGAAGUGAUCUUCACCAAAGACCAGUAUAUUCAGGAUGUGGCAGCCAUUGUUGGGGACAGCAUGGCUGACCUGGUGAUCCUUCCCCUGGAACCUCCUACUGUGGUAUCUAGGAGGCCACUUGUGUUCAGUGUGGAUGGACUGCUCCAGAAGAUCACAGUUCGAAUCCAUGGAGAAGUCAGCAGCUUCUGGAUCAAGAACCCUGCAGGAGUUUCUCAGGGCCAAGAGGAAGGACAGGGGCCUCUAGGUCUUACUCGCCACUUUGGAAAAUUUUGGAUGGUGACCAUGAAUGAUCCUCCACAAAGGGGAGCCUGGGAGAUAGUGGUUACAGCUAAGGGCACCCCUCAGGUGAGAGUGCAAGCUCAAACCUCCUUGGACUUCCUGUUCUACUUUGGAAUUCCCAUGGAUGAUGGCCCCCAUCCUGGCCUCUACCCACUGACUCAGCCUGUCGCAGGUCUGCAGACCCAGCUCCUAGUAGAAGUGAUUGGGCUUCCAUCCAGAGGCAACUCUGAAGAGCCUCUGCCACAUUUCUCCCAUGUCAUCCUUCGAGGGGUACAAGAGGGGGCUGAGUUGGGCAGAGUGUCUUUAGAACCCAUCGGACCCAGGGAGCAGGGUCUCCUCGUGGCCUCGCUACCACUUCUGCCCACCCAGGAAACCUUCUCACUUGAGCUGACAGGCCAGGAUGGCAAAGGGCGGGCCCUACACCGGGCAGCACCCCAGCCCUGCACUGUAGUUCCAGUCCUUCUGGAGCUCUGUGGCCCUCAGGGUUUCUUGGCACCAGGCAGCAAAGCCCCACUCAGUCUCCGUAUUGCCAGCUUUUCCGGUCCUCAGGAUCUGGAUCUUAAUGCUUCAGUCAACCCUACCUUCGCUCUCACCUCCAACAUCUCCAGGGUUUUCCUAGAACCAAAUGAAUCUGCCUGGGGGCGCCUAUGGCUGGAGGUCCCGGACUCAGCCACCCCAGGUUCUGUGGUGAUGGUGACUGUUAUUGCCACUAGUCGCAGCCCAGAGUCCCAGACGCAUGCCUUCCUCAGACUCUUGGUGUUGAUCCCAGCCCCACAGGACCAACUUGCUAUCUUGCCCCACUCACGUUUUCCUGCCCUCACCACAGCUAGCCCAGCAUUUGGUCCUUCCUCUUUGGUGACUCUGGACAGGGCUGAAAGAGGACUAGCAGGCAAUCUCUGGUGGAGCAUAGCUGGAGGAGUGCUGCUGUUACUUGGCCUGGCCUCCUGGUGAUACUACAGCCUCAUUGUGCUGCCUCCAACACUAUUUCCAGUCUUGCCCUAUUGGUGAGAAGGUAAUAUGGGUCUCAGGAACCUUCCAGCUAGGAUGGAGAUGUCCCUUCUCAAUAACUCAUUCUUCUCUUCCUCAACAAAAUUGGGACAGGGAGUAAUGGAUUUCCCACAGUGCACUUAUCCUGACCUUUAUAGGAACCAAGCCAAAGACUCAUUCUUCGAGAAAGCUGCCUUCUAUUUCUCUGGAGCAUCUUUAUUCCACUAAUGUUUCAUACUCUCUGAAGCUCAAGUAGAUGGGGAAGAAGAUGUGGCCACUGAGACUGGGAGUUGUGUAGGAAGUAUCAUUUAUAGAACUGUUUUAAUUUGUAAUGCUGGAAAAUUUAUUUUAUUUUUGUAUUUAAAAUUAAGGGACAGUUUCAAUAAACAUGUCUUCUCCCCA
Suncus etruscus (white-toothed pygmy shrew) is the source of this 3338-nucleotide messenger RNA. RefSeq names its product von Willebrand factor A domain containing 7 (gene VWA7). The transcript is spliced from 17 exons. Bases 237 to 2900 code for a protein of 887 amino acids. NCBI's taxonomy places the organism in Eukaryota, Metazoa, Chordata, Mammalia, Eulipotyphla, Soricidae. The record is from RefSeq and is a predicted model, not a curated record.